This is a messenger RNA of Pochonia chlamydosporia 170, 1536 nucleotides long. Its product is annotated as vacuolar ATP synthase subunit B. The record is from RefSeq and is a predicted model, not a curated record. The transcript is spliced from 7 exons. Gene Ontology annotation, cellular component: proton-transporting V-type ATPase, V1 domain. Gene Ontology annotation, biological process: proton transmembrane transport; ATP metabolic process. NCBI's taxonomy places the organism in Eukaryota, Fungi, Ascomycota, Sordariomycetes, Hypocreales, Clavicipitaceae. Gene Ontology annotation, molecular function: proton-transporting ATPase activity, rotational mechanism; ATP binding. The coding region runs from base 1 to 1536 and encodes 511 amino acids.
AUGGGAGAUCCUCGCGAGUCGUCGUCGUACUCGGUCGUACCACGAAUCCGAUACAACACCGUUGGCGGUGUCAAUGGUCCGCUGGUCAUUCUUGAGAAUGUCAAAUACCCGAGAUACAAUGAGAUUGUGUCUUUGACGCUUCCUGAUGGAUCCGUACGAUCUGGUCAAGUUUUGGAGGCUCGAGGUGACCGAGCUGUCGUCCAGGUUUUCGAAGGGACUUCUGGUGUUGAUGUCAAGAAGACUCGAGUCGAAUUUACGGGCGACAGCUUGAAGCUUGGUGUCUCUGAGGACAUGCUUGGUCGUAUUUUCGAUGGUUCCGGACGUGCCAUCGACAAGGGACCCAAGGUUUUGGCUGAGGAGUAUCUCGACAUUAACGGCAGCCCUAUCAAUCCCUACUCUCGAGAAUACCCCGAAGAGAUGAUCUCGACUGGUAUCUCUGCCAUUGAUACAAUGAACUCGAUUGCCCGAGGCCAAAAAAUUCCCAUCUUCUCAGCUUCUGGUCUGCCACACAACGAAAUUGCUGCUCAGAUUUGCCGACAGGCUGGUCUGGUCAAGCAACAUGGUGUCACCAACAAGGGUGUCCACGAUGCUCAUGAAGAAAACUUCUCCAUUGUGUUUGGUGCCAUGGGUGUGAACUUGGAAACCGCUCGAUUCUUUACUCGCGAUUUCGAAGAGAACGGCAGUUUGGAGCGUACUACUCUGUUCCUUAACCUUGCUAACGAUCCUACUAUUGAACGUAUUAUUACCCCUCGUCUUGCCCUUACGACGGCUGAAUACUACGCCUAUCAACUCGAGAAGCACGUCCUCGUCAUCUUGACGGAUUUGUCGGCAUAUUGCGAUGCUCUUCGUGAGGUUUCUGCCGCCAGAGAAGAAGUCCCUGGACGACGUGGUUUCCCUGGUUACAUGUACACUGAUUUGUCCACCAUUUACGAACGUGCCGGCCGUGUCCAGGGACGAAAUGGCUCGAUUACUCAGAUUCCCAUCCUGACUAUGCCCAACGACGACAUUACCCACCCUAUUCCCGACUUGACAGGAUACAUUACGGAGGGCCAGAUCUUCGUUGACCGUCCUUUGCACAACCGUGGUAUUUACCCGCCCAUCAACGUGCUGCCCUCGCUGUCUCGACUGAUGAAGUCUGCCAUUGGUGAGGGCAUGACCCGCCGCGACCACGGCGAUGUGUCCAACCAGCUGUACGCCAAGUAUGCUAUCGGUCGUGAUGCGGCUGCCAUGAAGGCAGUUGUUGGUGAGGAGGCCUUGUCUGCUGAAGAUAAGCUGUCUCUGGAGUUCCUGGAGAAAUUCGAGCGACAGUUCAUCAGCCAGGGAGCUUACGAGUCACGAAGCAUUUUCGAGUCACUGGAUCUUGCGUGGAGCUUGCUCCGUAUCUUCCCCAAGGACUUGCUGAACCGUAUCCCCGCCAAGGUCCUGAACGAGUACUACCAGCGUGCCCAGAAGGAUGCCAAGUCAAAGGGCAAGGCGCGAGCAGAUGCGGCUGUAAAGGACCAGCAACAGACUGAGGAAAACUUGAUUGACGCAUAA